Molecule: messenger RNA, 1404 nt
Organism: Glycine soja
Lineage: Eukaryota; Viridiplantae; Streptophyta; Magnoliopsida; Fabales; Fabaceae
Product: nucleotide exchange factor SIL1
Exons: 7
Coding region: 16-1134 (372 amino acids)
Source: RefSeq, a predicted model, not a curated record
GCUUAGUGUGGCUAAAUGGAUCGAACACUCUGCCUCUCUCUACUUUUCUUCACGGCGGCGGUAGCGGCGGAGACCGGCGGCGCAGAACCCAACCUCACUUCCGGCGGGCUGUUAUGGUCUACUGCUGCGGAGGAAUCCGAUCUGGCCCCGCCGCCGGAUGACGGCGGCUUUUCUUCACUCGAUGGCAUGUUGCAGUGGGCUAUAAGUCAUUCUGAUCCUGGAAAGUUAAAGGAAUCAGCAGAAGCUCAGCAACGGCUUCCACCAAGCGAGCUAUAUAAACGUCAAUUUGAAAUCAAGGAAAUAAUGGAGAAAAUGAAGAUGCCUUCUGAUGCUGAAUUGAUGAGAAUCGCAAUAAGUGACUUGAAUAACGUGUCUACAUCCUUGGAAGAUAGGCACCGUGCUUUACAGGAGCUUCUUGAGCUUGUUGAGUCGAUUGAUAAUGCAAAUGAUUUAAGCAAACUUGGAGGACUUCUCGCGGUUAGAGAAGAACUUUAUUGCUCUGAUCCUGGUAUAAGGACAAUUGCUGCAUGGGUUCUUGGAAAAGCUAGUCAAAAUAAUGCAAUUGUUCAGCAGCAGAUCUUGGAACUUGGAGUGCUCUCAAGGCUGAUGAAAAUGGUAAACUCUAAUUCGAUGGAAGAAGCCAAUAAAGCAUUAUAUGCUGUUUCAGCUUUGAUUAGGAAUGAUUUGGCUAGUCAGGGGUUGUUCUAUGCUGAAGCUGGAGGUUGGAUGCUUCAGGAUAUUUUGAGUAAUACAAGUCUUGAUGUCAGACUACGGAGGAAAGCUGUACGUCUAUUGGCUGAUCUAGCAGCGUAUCAAUUAGAAAAUGUAGAUAGGGAAGAACAACCAUUUUUCAAUGACCAAGAUCUGUUGAAGGCUGUGGUUGAUUUAACUACAUCAACCGACCUUGAUCUCCAGGAAAAGGCCCUUGUUGCGAUUAAGAGUCUCUUGCAAUUAAGAACCACUGAAGCUCGGGUUUUCAAGGAUUUUUGUGCUUUAGGUGAUGCACUGAACAGAAUGAGACAAUUGUUGCAUGAUUUGAUGGCGGAUGAGUAUCAGAGAGACUAUGUGAUGGAUGUGGAAAAUCUUCGUGUUGAAGUGGAACACACUUUCCAAAGAAAGCUGAAGCAAUCAUGAGUUGACGUGUCCAUAAAUCUUGUAUCAGUAUCUAGUUUCUAGAGAUUUCUCACAAUUUUGAAGCUGCUGUAGGUGUUUGAUGAAUUCAUGUUAAUUUUAUAGGUGUACAGGUUAAUCCCCGUCAAUAUACUAGUACCUGGUGAUUUGUAUUCUGCCAUUAGUCCUUUUUUACGUAUAGAAUUUGUGUUAACAGGCGUCUUUUAUUUUAUUGAGUAAAACGGCUUAAACUUAAACAAAAUAGUUAUAAUCAAAUGUUUUUAUAUACUUAGA